AUGGAGAAGCACGUCGCUGCUGUUAAAAAGGAGUUUAGGACGGACGUUACCCUUAACAGGGUGACGAAAUUCGCCCGCACUGCACCACCUAAACUUCCGUCUGCCGCUAGACAGUACCUCCUCGACAAGCUCCCCAUUAUACAGUGGAUUCCACGAUACUCGCCGUCAUGGUUGCUUCAGGAUUUUAUGGCCGGCCUUACGAUCGGAGUCUUGCUCAUUCCUCAGGGUUUAGCAUAUGCUAAGAUUGCGACAAUCCCGAUAGAGAAUGGGUUGUACUCUUGUUGGGUUCCUGCCGCCGUGAUGGUCUUUAUGGGGACAUCGAAGGACUUAUCAACGGGACCAACGUCAAUCCUCGGCUUGCUAACAGCAGAAAUAAUUAGCGACCUGAAAAACGAGUACUCACCUGUAGACAUCUCAUCAGCCGUCGCCAUGAUGGUGGGAAUUUGGUCCCUCCUCAUAGGCUUACUUGGACUUGGGUUUCUCCUCGAUUACGUCUCAAUCCCCGUCCUUACAGGAUUCAUAUCGGCUACAGCCUUUGUCAUCGGGAUGGGUCAGGUGGCCUCGCUUGUCGGACUCAACGGCGGCCCGGACGGUGCCUUCAAUCAACUCGGCGAUGCCCUCAAGCGGCUCCCACAAUGGGACGGCCCAACCUGCGGAAUCGGAUUCGGGACGGUAGUUAUCCUUCUGAUACUCGAGAAGAUAGGCAAGAAAUGGGGCCACAAGCAUUUUGCCAUUAAGUACAUGGCGAGCAGUAGGGCGAUCAUCGCGGUGGUGAUUUUUACUUUGAUAUCCUACCUCGUCAACAAGGACCGAGACGAGUAUCUCUGGGGUGUUAGCGAAGUUGAUACCCAUGGAAUACAGCAUCCCAAGGCCCCAGGUGCUGUAUUGCUCUCCAAGGUUGUUGGUCGAUCUAUUGCACCACUGGUCGCGUGUACGCUUGAGCACCAAGCAGUCGGCAAGGCCUUCGCUCGCAGGAACCACUACACCAUCGACCAGACUCAAGAAUUCAACUACCUCGGCGUCACCAACAUCGUCAACUCGUUCUUCGGCGCGAUGCCUGUCGGCGGAGCUAUAUCUCGGACAGCUGUUAACUCGGAGUGUCAUGUCAAGAGCCCUCUAAACGGUGUCGUGACUGCGGGCUUCAUCAUCCUGACGCUAUACGUGUUCUCACCAGCCCUAUACUGGCUUCCUAAAUCCACCCUCGCUGCCAUCAUUAUCAUGGCUGUCAUCCACCUCUUCGGCCCACUCUCCCUAAUCUGGCGAUACUGGCGCAUAUCCCUCGCCGACUUCAUUGCCUGCAUGGUAUCCUUCUGGGUCACCAUCUUCGUGUCGGCCGAAAUCGGCAUCGGUGCUGCGGCAGGUUGGAGCGUAGCCUGGACGCUCCUGCGGUCCGCGUUCGCCACACCGUCGAUCCACCUCAACACUACCAUCAAUCCUAGCUCAAACUCAAACUCAAACAGCAACAACGAGCAACCAGAUUUCCCGCCCCUCCAACUCUUCCCUACCGUCACGACCACGACCCUCACGCAGCAGAUAACCGAGAACGUCGGCGGCCCAAGCAUACCCGAGGACACGGUCAUCGUCCGCUUCGCCGACUCGCUCUUCUUCCCGAACGCGAACCGGAACAAGGUCGCGACCCUCGAAGCGAUCCAGCUCGCGUACCCGUCCGUGCAGAACCCGCACUACAGCGCGGACGCCGAGCGCCUGUGGAGCGUAGCCGCGGAGCGGCGGCUCGAACGCCUGAGGGUGCAGCGGAACAUCGUCAUGAGGCAGAUGCCGCUCGCGGUCGUGGUCUGGGAUUUUGGCAUGGUGCCGUUCGUCGACGCGACGGGCAUCACGGCGCUGGCGGAGCUCAAGGACGAUAUACGCCGGCAGCUCGGCUUCGGGGUGCAGGUCCGCGUCGUGGGGAUGACGGAAAGGGUCAGGGCGAGGUUUGCGAGGGCUGGGUGGAAGCUGGCUGAUGUGGAUGGGUUGAUGGAUGAUGCGGCGGAUGUGGUGUAUCCUUCGCUUGAGAGGGCGAUUUGGGAUGAGAGGGAUCGGGAUAGCUUGAAGGGUGUUACUACGGAGAAGGCUUGAGGGGUUGGGAGAGGGUUUGAUGGGUGUUGCUUGUUUGUCGAUUUGGGGGAUUAGAUCUUUUGCAUUGAAUAUAAGAGAGUUUGAGUUUGUGCUAUGAAUAUGAUUGAUCUUUGCUAGGCCUGUAAAAUUCCAUAACAUUGAAGAUGGGAUAUGGUUGGUGUAAUAGCAACUUGGAUAAACGCGUAGAUGUCUUAAGAUAUUUAAUCAAGGUAUUUCUCACUGGGAUAUCUUGAAAUAUAUUAUCACAUGGGUGAAUUAGAAUUGCCUGCCUGAUAUUCACAGAAUAAUAUCCUUAACUCUAGGAUUUGGUGAUAAUAGCUUCUGAACACAUUUUAACAUGCAUAAGUGGUGA
Messenger RNA from Annulohypoxylon truncatum, 2428 nucleotides. RefSeq names its product sulfate transporter 4.1. Gene Ontology annotation, cellular component: membrane. The coding region runs from base 1 to 2076 and encodes 691 amino acids. Gene Ontology annotation, molecular function: sulfate transmembrane transporter activity. Gene Ontology annotation, biological process: transmembrane transport. Lineage: Eukaryota; Fungi; Ascomycota; Sordariomycetes; Xylariales; Hypoxylaceae. The record is from RefSeq and is a predicted model, not a curated record. The transcript is spliced from 3 exons.